Oncorhynchus tshawytscha (Chinook salmon) is the source of this 1616-nucleotide messenger RNA. It is a transcript of the gene casp3b, whose product is annotated as caspase 3, apoptosis-related cysteine peptidase b. Gene Ontology annotation, biological process: proteolysis; neuron differentiation; keratinocyte differentiation. The record is from RefSeq and is a predicted model, not a curated record. Bases 99 to 1124 code for a protein of 341 amino acids. NCBI's taxonomy places the organism in Eukaryota, Metazoa, Chordata, Actinopteri, Salmoniformes, Salmonidae. Gene Ontology annotation, cellular component: cytoplasm. The transcript is spliced from 7 exons.
GUUUUCAUGAAUUGUUACGAUAUUGCCAAUUUUGACUUUGGGGUUGUGGUAACUAGUGGGAAAACCUGCCCACACACUAAACUACGGCGUUUGAUUGGAUGCGUUUGCCAAAUGACGCCAUAACUAGCUUUUUUUUUCUUUUUUCUCAUGAACAAGUCACAGGUAAAUUGGGAAGGCUUUACGUUUUCGCUGUCACCUGUGUAUUUCAACUGUUUAACGCAAAUACAACUAUAACGCUAGGCGUUGUAAAGACUGAUUGCACAACUGAGAUUGGCACCAUGUCUGAUUUGGUGGAUGCCAAAUGCAUAACUACACAAUGGCCAGGGAGUCCCUCACUGCCAAGGUUUACUAUAGAGAAUCAGAAAGUAGAUGCUAGGCCUCCAGCUGACAUGUACACAUAUAAAAUGAACUACCCCAGCCUUGGACAAUGUGUCAUCAUCAACAACAAGAACUUUGACAGGAGAACAGGAAUGAGUUCGCGCAAGGGAACAGAUGUGGAUGCUGGCUAUGCAAGGAAAGUGUUCGAACGUUUGGGGUACAACGUGAAAGUUGCCAAUGACCAGACGGUGCAGCAGAUCCAACAGCUGCUUUACACUGUGUCUCAAGACAACCACAGCCAGUCAGCCUCCUUUGUGUGUGUGAUGCUGAGCCAUGGAGGAGAGGGUGUGUUCUAUGGCACAGAUGGAAAUGUGGAGCUCCAGAAGCUCACCGGACUCUUCAGGGGUGACCGCUGCAAAACGCUGGUGGGAAAGCCCAAACUCUUCUUCAUCCAGGCGUGCCGUGGCUCUGAUCUGGACUGUGGAAUAGAGACAGACAGUGUUGCUGGUGGAAUAGAGACGGACAGCGUUGCUGGUAACUAUCCAGAGAGGAUUCCAGUGGAGGCAGACUUUCUCUAUGCUUACUCUACAGCCCCAGGCUACUACUCCUGGAGGAACACCGACAAGGGCUCCUGGUUCAUCCAGGCCCUCUGUGAGAUGUUACAAAGGUACGGCAAACAGCUGGACAUUAUGCAGAUCAUGACACGUGUUAACCACAAGGUGGCACAUGACUUCGAGGCUUCCGCCAACAAGCAGAUCCCUUGCAUUGUGUCUAUGUUGACCAAACAUCUCUACUUUCCACAGUGAUUGUAUAUCCUGUGGGACCAUUUUACAUAUUUGCACAGUGUCUGCUGGGCUUCUAAAGACCAUUAAAUAAUACAGAGGGAUUCUCUGCACUGGACCAAAUACCACUGUGUAAUCACUUAUUCAAAUACUUCUGUUUGGGGAAAGUCUAAAAGCGAAAAGGUAUGAAAUGUUUACCCUUGGGGCCUAAAGGGCAUUAUGUUGGACCACAGAGAAUGGCUUUUUAAUGGGGAAAGGCUGGCAUUAAGUAUUGACUACGCAAUAGUAGUACUUGCUAUUGAUAUGUAGUUAAUUAAUUUGGAAUGGAAUUAAAAUGCUCUGAAUUGUAGGGUAAAUACAUGUUCAGAUAACAUGGAAUGAAAGUCACUCGGGCUUUAUAAGUAUUCUAAAGUUGUGUUCUGUCUCUAUAUAAAUCAUCUGUCACCCGUGAGGUGUUUUUUCAUCAUUUGCACAUUCAAAUAGGGUACUACAUGAAUAAAGGAGCUUUUAUCCUUG